Molecule: messenger RNA, 1160 nt
Organism: Fimicolochytrium jonesii
Lineage: Eukaryota; Fungi; Chytridiomycota; Chytridiomycetes; Spizellomycetales; Powellomycetaceae
Product: Per1-like-domain-containing protein
Exons: 1
Coding region: 72-1094 (340 amino acids)
Biological process (GO): GPI anchor biosynthetic process
Cellular component (GO): endoplasmic reticulum membrane
Molecular function (GO): hydrolase activity, acting on ester bonds
Source: RefSeq, a predicted model, not a curated record
CCCAAAGCCACCAACUCGUCAGUGAGUGCAAACGAAGCCGUAGCCAACCGACUUAUUCACUGCUACGUACUAUGGACGGCCGCCGACCCACUUAUCGCUUCCAUCCAGGCCGCUGGCGAACUGCCGCCCUCUCAGUUUCAUUAUUGCUCCUGAUCCUCGCCACUACAGCCACCGCCUCCUCCGGCGACCGGGAUUCAAUCUACACCAACUGCGUUCAAAAAUGCCGCUUCACAUCCUGCCGCAACCAACCCGCAGCCGACGAAUCCCUCCCACUCUCCCUCCGCCUCCUCCAAUGGACUUGUCCGCAAAACUGCCAAUACGAAUGCAUGCACGAUCUCACUUCCCUCAACGUGCAAACCGGCGAGCGCGUGCAGCAAUUCCACGGCAAAUGGCCGUUCAUUAGACUGUGGGGGGUACAGGAACCAGCUAGCGUGCUGUUCUCGGUAUUGAAUGGGUGGAUGCACUUCCGGGGAUACCGGAAACUGAGGACGCUGUCUCCAAGAUGGUACCCCAUGCGCCGGGUCCUGCUCCUGAACGCAUUACUGGGCGUGAACGCAUGGAUCUGGUCGACGGUCUUCCACGCCCGGGAUUUCCCCAUCACCGAGAAACUCGAUUACUUCUCCGCGAUUGGGUCGCUGCUGAUGGGCAGCUACCUCGCCCUCACUCGCGCGUUCGAGCUGUACCGCGACCCCGCGACAUCCACACCCACCCGCCGGGGGCUAGCCUACGCGAUGCUAGCAUUCUACGCUGCGCACGUCUCCUACCUAACAUUCUGGCCGUUCGACUACGGGUACAACAUGAAAGCCGGCAUCGUCGUCGGCGCGGUGGCGAAUCUCGCAUGGGUGAGCUGGGCGGUGCGCAACUGGAGAACGCGGCCGUACGCGUGGAAGAUUGUGGUGAUGGUGGUGGCAAUCACGGCGGCGAUGGCGUUGGAGGUUCUGGAUUUCCCGCCGUGGAUGUGGGUGCUGGAUGCGCAUGCGCUGUGGCAUGCCGCGACGAUACCGCUGGUGAGGUUUUAUUAUGAGUUUUUGGUGGAUGAUGUGAGGUGGGAGGUCAGGAUUGGGAAGGGGAAGGGGAAGGUUGCUGUGCAGUAAUGACGGGAAGAUGCAGUUGACGUGAUGAGGGCAUGUUGUAUAACAUGUACAUAAUCCGCACAGACA